Carassius auratus (goldfish) is the source of this 1111-nucleotide messenger RNA. Its product is annotated as UPF0461 protein C5orf24 homolog. The record is from RefSeq and is a predicted model, not a curated record. NCBI's taxonomy places the organism in Eukaryota, Metazoa, Chordata, Actinopteri, Cypriniformes, Cyprinidae. Bases 185 to 838 code for a protein of 217 amino acids. The transcript has 2 exons.
UCUAGUGAAAAUGGCUGCCUUUCAGCUUUAAACCACAGCGGUUCAGGGUGGAAAAUAUCCAUCCCAUAAAACAGAAUUAGCACGAUCGCCUAGAAAGAAACCAUCCUGUGGUUCAAGAAUGUCCAUAUUCCGGCUUAAAUAACAUUAUGCAUUUGCUUUCAAGAAUGGAAGAUAGAGCUAUUUCAUGUUUAACCCAUUAUAUUCCGUGAUCUGCGUUCCAGAUGAGAAAAUGAUGCACCAAGUAUCCAACAACAGCAACGACUAUGGUCUGGGUAGCAUUGGGGAUGAUGGGCAACACCCAGCCAGUCACUUUGACUUGUGUAGUUCACAAUCCAACAAAUUUUUCCCCACCGCCCCACCUCCCUCAUUACAACUGCCACUCCCCAACUUGCCCCCCUUGCCACAGAGGAUGAUCAAGCCCAUGUCCUGUCAGAUGCAGGACUCUCAGAAUGAAUUUCACUCCCAAACCGUUAGAAUGAGGGCUGCAGAUGCUCCAGAGGGCUCCAAAAAAAAGAAGGGCCUCGGAAAGUCCGGACGACGAGGCAGGCCCUCGGGUACCACUAAGUCUGCAGGCUACAGGACAAGUACGGGACGACCGCCCGGCACCACCAGAGCAGCGGGUUUUAAAACCAGCCCAGGACGGCCACUGGGCACCACCAAAGCAGCAGGUUACAAGGUGAGCCCAGGUAGGCCUCCAGGCAGCAUUAAAACUCUGGCAAGGCUUAAUAAACUGGACUAUGGCACAUGCAAUGGUGCACCGUUCCCUUACACCAUGAUGCAGAAGAGGGCCUUGUGUGAAGCCACUGUGAAAGAGAAGGACACUACUACCACCGAGUGAAAACAGUUUUUUUAUUUAUUUGCAAAAAGGGUGAACUCGGGUGUGGGUGCAUGUCCAAAGUCACAGUGAAUUGUGUUUGAGACAUCAAACUCUUGCAAGGGAGAAAAAAAAAGAUGGAUUUUGAUACUUCAAGUGUAUGUGACAGUGUUAAUAUUUUGUGUAUCUUUUUCCAAAGACCAUUAGCAUUACCUAUUUCGCUAUGACGUAUGUUAACCUACUGUACAGAUGUGCAUGACGGUGGUAUUGUGAAAUAAAGUUACAUAUUUGAACACA